AUGUCACAUUCUGAAGAUAAUCUCUCUGAAGAUGAUGAAAGUCGUUAUGAUGACACAGACGGAGGCUGGCACGAUGACGAGGAAUUCAUUGAUAAUCGUGAUGAGCUUGAUGAGUUGCCAUCUUCUUCCCGCGAAUCUCGGCGCAUGGCUAUGGAACUUGAUCGUAAGGCGCUCGAGGCAGAGAAUUUAGAUGCCGAAGAACUUGCUCAGCAAAUGAAUGUGCGUUAUGGUCGUCGCCGAGGCCAUCACAUUCAAUCUGAUUCUAACGUUGUUAUUCAAUUUAUGAAACAAUUCAAAGAGAGCGAGUACUCUCAGCAUCCACUUGAAAUUUUGUCUGUCACAUGUAGAGAUGCGUUAAAAGGAUAUGUAUACAUCGAGGCCUGGAAACUAGCACAUGUACAAAAGGCCAUGGUAAACAUAAAUAACCUAUUUUUAUCGCAAAUAAAACUUGUACCAUUGGGCGAAAGAACACAUGUAUUGACAAUUAAAAGGAAAGAUGUUAAGCUUAAAGAAGGCUCAUGGGCCAAAGUAAAAAAAGGAAAAUACGCUGGUGACUUAGUUCAGGGUAGUAAUGAAGUAAGAAUAAAAUGCGUCCCGCGUAUGGAUGAGAAGGAGGCAAAAACGAUGUCUGUUAAUCCGUCAAAGCGAAAAAAAUCGACAUCUACAUCGACAGUCAAAGUCUAUGAUAGAGGUUAUUCGGAAAAAGAUAUAAAAAUCACAAAUCUAGAUGUUAAAUUCGUUGGUUUAACUCUAUUAUAUGAUAUAGAGAAUAGUAGGUCUGAAUCAUCGCUUGGUUUGCCCACGAAGGUUAGAUUUGCGCCUGGUGAUGAAGUUGAAGUUAUAAUGGGAACGGAGCGUGGAAUUUAUGGUAUUGUGGAUAGAGUGGAUAAAGACCGUGUUACUUUCACUCGCCAUAAAUCCACACAACAAAGAUUCAAUAUAGGAGAUCAUGUUCAAGUGCUUAAUGGAUCUCAUCAAGGAGAAGCCGGCAUGGUUGUCAAUAUUGACAAAAGUAGAAGCCAAAUUACUUUAUUAUCUGAUAUGUCUAUGUCAGAAGAUGGUGUUGGUGUUCUUUCUGAUUAUAAACAGGAAGAAAUAAUUGGAAAAGAAGAUCCAAGACCAUCAGCAACGUCUCUUGGAAAAAACCAAGUUGUUUUGAAAGUAGGAGACGCGGUUCAAGAUAGCAGAAAUGAGCCUGAUCCACUUAUCGGACAAACGGUUACUAUUAUAAAAGGGCCUUACAAAGGCUUUAUUGGUAUUGUAAAGGAAACGACUGUGUUAAUGGCGCGGGUAGAAUUACACACUAAUUGUCAGAUUGUAAAUGUAGAGAAGACUAAGCUGCAUACUAUUGAUCGGCCUGUUGUUUCCGCACAAGAUGUUUCAGCGGGCAGAAAUAGCCGAGAAUAUAGUCCAGCACCAUCAAAUUAUUCAGGUUCUAGCUGGCAAUCAAGCAGCGCAAGAACACCUUCUUCAUGGAACGGUUCACGAACUCCCACUUGGCAUAAUGCAAUGACUCCAAACUCAAAUACUACUGAAGGUUCACGCACACCAUCUUCAUUUGCUGAGGGAUCUCGCACACCGGCGGUUCAUUUUAGCGAAGGAUCUCGCACACCUGCUUGGGAUCUUGAUAGCAAAACUCCUGCUUAUAAUGGUAUUGAUGGUUCGAGGACACCUGCUUGGGAUAUUGGAAGUAAAACUCCUGCAUAUGCUAUAGAUAGUGGAACUCGCACUCCAACGUGGGAUAGUGCAUUUCCAGCAACGCCCGCGGCUGAAACCCCAAGCUUUACAGCGCCAACACCUGCGGCUGAAACCCCAGGAUUCACAGCUCAAACACCUGCAGCUGACACUCCAGCAGCAUUCUCAGCUCCAACGCCUGCAAAUACGGGAAGUCUAAUGGUUCCCUCUACACCAGGUCCUGGGCCAACGACACCAGCAAGCUUUUUGCCCCAAACACCAUUCGUCCCAGCUAGUACAAUCCCAACCGCUGUAUCAUCUUCUAAAGAAUGGCUCACUACUGACAUUCAAGUUCGAGUUGUUCCAGAUUCUAGAACAAAUUCAUCUCAUGCUGGUGGGCAAUAUGACAAUCGUGUAGGCGUUAUCAUCCAUUUGGAAUCGCCUACAACUUGUAUUGUAGAAUUAGAAGAGACACAAGAGCGUUGUUUAUUUGAACAACGAUUUUUGAAACCUGUCCUUCCUCAAAAGAAGGAAAGGAUUAAGAUGAUAGGAGGAGAGCAUAAAGGACAAUUAGGGAUGUUGGUGGGUGUGGACGGUGCUGAUGGUGUAGUAAAAGUCAAAGGUGGAAAAGAUUUCAAGAUUGUGAACAUGAAUAUGAUGGCUAAAUACAUGGGAGAAGAG
Racocetra fulgida is the source of this 2355-nucleotide messenger RNA. The record is from the annotation of a GenBank genome assembly. NCBI's taxonomy places the organism in Eukaryota, Fungi, Glomeromycota, Glomeromycetes, Diversisporales, Gigasporaceae.